AUGGAGUCUAGAGGCAUUCCGGACCCUCACGGUAAGGCGGAGAUCGGUGUCAAUGGGUGGCUGAUUGGGUUCUCGACUAUAUUCUACGCGAUUAGAAUUUUCGUUCGCAUAUCGAUCACGAAAUCCCUCGGCCUCGACGACGCGCUCGCGGGUAUUGCCUAUAUGCUGCUUGUCGUGCAAUCUGGGAUGGAUAUUAAUGCUGAGUUCCUUGGUAGGGACAUACAAUUGGGCACUGCAUCGGAGGAAGUCAAGGCCGGAUUCUUCGAGUCGUUGACGGUUCAGACACUCGUCUACUUUUGGACCGUUGCUAUUGUGAGGUUUGCAAUUCUUGCUUUCUUGCCUCGAAUUAUCCGAGAUAGGAAUAUCAGCAUAAUCUCAUGGGCUGCUGCGUUAGUAAUUCUCGCUCAAACAAUGGGCGCUUUUUUAUACAGAAUCUUCGAGUGUGACCCGAUUUCGGAUAUCACCAAGUCUCCGACGACGAAAGGGCUUAAUUGUGUCGACCCCAAUAUCCAUAACAGUAUGAUGGUAGCACACGGCAUAGUGGGCGUUGUUAUAGACGCAGUUCUCCUUAUACUGCCUAUCUGGAUGAUAUGUACCAAUAUGUUGUGGUCCAAGAAGAUGAUUCAGAUUAUAUUGGUUUUUAGUGUCGGACUGUCCGCGGUAGUUAUAGGGGCUGUGCGUGUGGUCAUAAUAUCGAAGCUGGACUUCUCUAAAGCUACAACUUAUAAUAUUCCCUCCCUAGGAAUCUGGACAAACCUCGAGAGCCAUAUCGGCUUAUGGUGCGGCUGCUUCCCUGCUUUACAGGCAGUCUUGCGAAUUGGGCGUUUUGCGUCCAACAGAUUUAAUGUUGUCAGUACGGCAAGCAGAAACGGUAAUCAGAGCGGAAGGUUAACUGGAAGUAAUGGGGUGAAUAAAGUCUAUGGAAGAGAGGGGGAGAGUCGUACCGCGGUGGACAGUGAAAGCCAAUGUGCGAUCGUAUUAUUAGAAAUGGAUAAAUUGAAGAUGACAACACGAGAUGGAGAUGCAUCUAUUGUAUGA
Molecule: messenger RNA, 1038 nt
Organism: Daldinia loculata
Lineage: Eukaryota; Fungi; Ascomycota; Sordariomycetes; Xylariales; Hypoxylaceae
Exons: 7
Coding region: 1-1038 (345 amino acids)
Source: RefSeq, a predicted model, not a curated record